AUGUCUUCACCCAUUUUUGCCUCUGGUUUCCUUAAGCUUUCAAACUGCAAUGUACCAAGUGUGAGUGUGGGGGAUAAGCAUACUUCUCAGAGGACAAGAUACUUCCAACAACAGGAUCCUGAAGCUGGUGGAUCAAGCCAUGCCAUGGCUGGGCUGGAGAUCUGGACUUUACCAGUCUUUCAUAUCAUGAUAAAUGCUGUGACAUGCCCAGAAAGUGCAGGUUCCAGUGAACAGAGUAUCUGCCAAGCAAGAGCUGCAGUGAUGGUUUAUGAUGAUGCCAAUAAGAAAUGGGUGCCGGCUGGUGGCUCAGCUGGUUUCAGCAGAGUUCACAUAUAUCACCAUUCGGGUAAUAAUACUUUUCGAGUUGUGGGAAGGAAAAUUCAGGACCAUCAGGUUGUGAUAAAUUGUGCCAUUCCUAAAGGAUUGAAGUACAAUCAAGCUACACAGACCUUCCACCAAUGGCGAGAUGCUAGACAGGUGUAUGGUCUCAACUUUGGCAGUAAAGAGGAUGCCAAUGUCUUCGCAAGUGCCAUGAUGCAUGCCUUAGAAGUGUUAAAUUCACAGGAAGCAGCCCAGAGCAAGGUUACUGCUACCCAGGACAGCACUAAUUUGCGAUGUAUUUUCUGUGUGUUCUAUUUAGGUCCUACAUUGCCUAGACAAAAUUCACAACUGCCUUCCCAAGUGCAGAAUGGUCCAUCACAAGAAGAAUUGGAAAUUCAAAGAAGGCAACUGCAAGAACAGCAGCGACAGAAGGAAAUGGAACGUGAGAGGCUGGAGCGUGAAAGAAUCGAGCGAGAGAGAUUGGAGAGAGAGAGGUUAGAGAGGGAAAGACUGGAAAGGGAGAGAAUGGAGCAAGAACAGCUUGAACGAGAGCGCCAAGAACGCCAAGAACGCCUAGAACGAGAAAGGCAAGAUCGAGAGAGGCUUGAACGAGAAAGACAAGAAAGAGAACGACAAGAACAGUUAGAAAGGGAACAGUUGGAAUGGGAAAGAGAGAGACGAAUAUCAAAUGCUGCUCCAUCUUUCGACAACUCCCUGUAUAGUGCUCCACUUCCUGAAUAUUCCAGUUGCCAGCCUCCUUCAGCACCUCCUCCAUCAUAUGCUAAAGUCAUCUCUGCUCCAGUGUCAGAUGCCACUCCUGAUUAUGCUGUAGUGACCUCUGUACCACCUACUUCCACACCCCCUACACCACCACUACGACACUCAGCGACACGUUUUGCAACUUCUUUAGGUUCAGCCUUCCACCCUGUUCUGCCCCAUUAUGCUACAGUUCCUCGUCCUCUGAACAAAAACUCUCGACCUUCUUCUCCUGUGAAUGCACCCCCUUCUCAGCCUCCAGCUACGAAGCCUUUUGCCUGGUCUGCUUCAAACUUUGCACCCCUCCCUCCAUCGCCUCCAGUUAUGAUUAGCAGCCCUCCAGGCAAAGCCACUGGUCCAAGACCUGUUCUCCCUGUUUGUGUUUCUAAUCCGUUGCCCCAAAUGCCUCCGUCACCUACAGCACCCAAUGGGCUUCCUGAUUCUGUAACAUAUCCAGCACCUUCACCGUCUACCUCAGGUCCAGCAGCUCCACCUCCGCCACCACCACCUCCAGCACCUCCACUGCCUUCCCUUCCGUCACUGUCCCACUCUGGACCUCAAGCUUCUCCUCCUCCAAGCACCCCUAUUGCCUCAACUCCCUCAUCCAAGCCUAGUGUUCUCCCUUCUCCCUCUGCAGCUGCCCCUGCCUCUGUUGAGACUUCUCUAAACUCUGUGCUGGGAGACUCCUCUGCUUCUGAGCCAACCUUGCAGGCAGCCUCUCAGCCGAUUGAAACUCCGACCCAGCAGGGUAUUGUCUUGGGACCACCUGCACCUCCUCCCCCUCCACCACUUCCACCUGGUCCAACCCAGACUUCAGCAACACUCCCACCUCCCCCAGGUCCACCCCCUGCACCUCCAUUUCCAUCCUCUGGGCCACCUCCACCACCCCCUCCACCACCCCUUCCUAAUCAGGCACCCCUUCCUGUUCCUCCACCACCUCCUGCUCCUCCACUCCCCGCUUCUGGAUUUUCGGUGGCAUAUGUAUCAGAAGACAAUCGCCCAUUAACUGGACUUGCAGCUGCAAUUGCUGGAGCCAAACUUAGGAAAGUUUCACGGAUUGAGGACUCCUCUAGUCCAAGUGGAGGAAGUGCCAUUGGAGUGAACUCAACUUCAGCUAAGACAGACACAGGUCGUGGAAAUGGACCACUUCCUUUAGGUGGGAGUGGCUUGAUGGAGGAAAUGAGUGCCCUGCUGGCCAGGAGAAGAAGAAUCGCUGAAAAGGGAUCAACUAUAGAAACAGAACCAAAAGAAGAUAAAACUGAAGAUACAGAACCAUCAGCUUCUAAGACCUCUUCAAGCACACCUGAACCAACCAGAAAACCUUGGGAAAGAACUAAUACAAUGAAUGGCAGCAAGUCACCUGUUAUCUCGAGACCAAAAUCUACACCGUCUGCGCAACCCAGUGCCAAUGGAGUGCAGUCAGAAGGGCUAGACUAUGACAGGUUGAAGCAGGAUAUUUUAGAUGAAAUGAGAAAAGAAUUGACAAAACUAAAAGAAGAGCUCAUUGAUGCAAUCAGACAGGAACUCAGCAAAUCAAAUACUACAUAAAAAUUAAAAAAACAAAACAAAACAAAACAAAAAACUAAGGAUAUAAGACUUUGACCGGACAACAUAAAGUAACUACAUUUUGCGGGCUGUUAGAAGAAAAUGGAAAUAAACACUUGGAAUGAGGGAAAAAUCAACAUAUUAUGAAAGCUGUCACACAUCUAUGAUGACCUGCUAUUUCCCUCCCAGUUUGCUGCUUUUUUCUGACCUUUACAACAGGAUGGAAAAGAGUCUUAAGAAUUACUGUAAUGAUUAUGCAGAAAAUCCUAUACCUGUCAGGCAAGAUCACAGUGGAUUGAAAUAUUCUCAUGUCAAGAUAAAGUUGCACAUUUUUCAGAAUUCAUUGUUAAAACAAAGAGGAGAAAUGUUCCAGAAGGCUUUUCAGAGAGGUUUUCAGUGUUAAUGAAGGAAUUAGCAAGUUAUUUUGUUGUACUGCAAAUGUUUCUCAGGUUUUGUCUUCCUAUCACAUUUGAUAUUUCAUGAAUUAUUACAUGUAUAGGUUCAGAUCACAAAACAGAACAAAUGGAAAUGUAUGUGCUUAUGAAAAAUGGUUAUUUGUAAGAAAGUGACCUAAACAUGACUCGUCCAGUUUGGGGAGUUCUAGGAUGAUAGGAAACCUCUCUAGUUAGCCUUCAUGCAAUUUUGUAGAUUAAAAACAUAAAGUACAGUCCAAAUUUUUAAAAAUGUAGAUGCCUUCCUAAAUUGUUACAAUGCUUUACCAAAUCUACAUGAUACAAUCAGUGGUCAAAUGUUAAAAAUAGUAUGCUAUAGAUUUACUGUAGGUUUCCAGGCUUUUUUUAGAUUUAUGCAUGUGGACAUAUAACAAUCACCACAAAAUUUGUUUUUUGUUUGUUUUUGUUUUUUAUUACAGAAAGCAGUAUACAUCAUCACAAGCUUUUAGUAGCCUUUCCAGGCCCAGCCCCAAGGGAAAGAAAUUUUUAUUGGUGGGAGGAAAGAGGGGGGGGGAAUUAUUUUUCAUUUAAAAUUAAUUAUUUUUCUUCAAUAUAGUUUUCUCAGACAUUUUGUGCAUGAAUAAUAAUGAGGAAUAUUUUGUGACUUUAAUCAGUAACCAUGUUAAUAGAACCAGGUACUUAAUCUUUCUUUAUAGUUACUUGUAUCUUAGGUAACUUUAUGGUUCUGGGUUUCACGUCAUCUAUCUAUCCCUGUGGAACUCAAAAAGUUUGAUCACUGAAUUUGAGAAUCAUUUAAAUCCAUGUCCCUGCAGUAAUACAAGUACAAAUGUCCAGGACCUAUUCCUGGCCCUCUCUUUGAGGCUACUUUUGAAAUUUGCUUUGAUAAAUUAACAAGGAAAAGAAAUACGAAACUAUUAGGUUCACAAAAAUAAUGGGAAAAAGAGAAGGUAAUGAAGCACUCUGCAUCAUUUUCUUUAGUGAAUGAAGUAAGAUUUUGAU
Messenger RNA from Gracilinanus agilis (Agile Gracile Mouse Opossum), 4034 nucleotides. RefSeq names its product ENAH actin regulator (gene ENAH). Gene Ontology annotation, molecular function: profilin binding; SH3 domain binding. The coding region runs from base 1 to 2625 and encodes 874 amino acids. NCBI's taxonomy places the organism in Eukaryota, Metazoa, Chordata, Mammalia, Didelphimorphia, Didelphidae. Gene Ontology annotation, biological process: actin polymerization-dependent cell motility; actin polymerization or depolymerization; axon guidance. The record is from RefSeq and is a predicted model, not a curated record. The transcript has 17 exons.